AUGGCGGCUCCGGAAGCGGCGGGCGACACGACGGCGACGCUGCUGCGGGUGCUGGAGGCCCUAUACCAGACGACGGACCGAUCCACGCGGCGAGAGGCCAGCAAAUGGCUCGAGGCGUUUCAGCAGAGCAUGGACGCGUGGCAGAUAUCGGACCGGCUGCUGCACGAUGAGAGCAGCAGCAUGGAGGUCAGAUACUUCUGCGCACAGACUCUGCGAACCAAGGUUCAAAGAGACUUUGAGGAGCUCCCUCAAGGUUCAACGCCUUCCUUGCGUGCCUCACUCCUUGGGCUGCUAGCCAAGUUCAGAAACGGGCCAGCCGCAGUGCGCACUCAGCUGUGUCUGGCGAUUGCGGCGCUAGCAGCGCACACGCCAGCAGGAGAGUGGGGGGAAGGAGGCGUGGUGUACUGGCUGCGGCAGCAGCUGGCAGCACAGCCGGAAUCUGCUCCUGCUUUGCUGGAACUACUGACUGUAGUCGUGCAGGAGGUGGGAGCACACAAGCUGGCAGUGCGGCCGGAGAGGAGGAGGCAGUUCUCAGCAGAGCUGGUGGCGUGUGCACCGGACGUGCUCACCCUCCUCGCUGCCUGCCAUGCCGCGCACCCCUCUGAUCCCGCCACUACUGAGGCAGCACUACAUGCGUUCACGGCCUGGCUGCGCUUCAGCAACGGUCUAUCUGCUGCGACUCUCAUGGCGCAUCCACUCGUUCCUGUUGCCUUGGAGGGCUUGCAAUCCGCAGACAUGUUUGAGCCGUCAGUUGAAGCCGUGUGUGAGCUGAUCCGCUUCUCAGUCUCUGGCGGUCCGGCGGCAUUGGCAGCGAACAUGCAGCUGGUGCAGCUGAUAGUGCCGCGCAUCAUGGCGCUGCUGCCACGCUUCUCUGCUGCGCUCAAAGUGGUGCAGGCGCAUCAGCAGGGGCAGACAGACGCGGAGCCAGAGGAGGACGAGGACACGAUGAAGGCCAUGGCGCGACUGUUUGCAGAAAUCGGCGAGGCAUAUGUGGACCUGAUUGCCAGCGGGUCGCCUGAGUCGAUGAUGAUAGCAGAGGCGCUGGUGCAAGUGACUUCGCACCCAGACUUUGACAUCGCAUCCACCACUUUCAACUUCUGGCAUGCGCUCGGCUCUCACCUCACCACGCGGCCGCGGCAUGAGGAGAACGUGGCAUCGGAUGCAGCAGCGCAUGCAGAAAGGGAGAGGCGGCUUGCGCUCUUCAAACCCAUCUUUGAACUCCUUGUAUCCCUGGUGAGCUUCAGAGUGCGGUACCCCCCUGGCCACGAGAACUGGCGUAGUGAUGAGAAGGCAGACUUCAAGCAAACACGCUGCGCUGUGGCUGAUGUGUUGACAGAUGUUCUGUACGUGCUGGGUGGAGAGAGAUUGCUACAGCUGCUCGCUCAACCUCUCUUCCAGAUAGCAGAGGGAGCAGCACGGGGGCAGGAGUACGACUGGAGGGCCUUGGAGGCAUCACUGUACUGCAUCCGAGCCAUUGCGGGCUCGCACCUCCUGCGCGAGCAAACCAUCCUGCCCCAGCUCAUGGCACUGCUACCCAUGCUGCCCCCUCAGCCUCAGUUAUUGUACACUGCGUCGCUGACCAUAGCGGCCUACUGUGACUGGAUAGCAGCUGCGCCCAACGCGCCGUCGAUGCUGCCUCCGCUGCUCACUCUCCUCACCAACGCGCUGGGAGCUGGCGAGGAUGCUGCUCCCGCUGCAGCCCUCGCACUGAAGCACAUCUGCGAUGCGUCACGGCAGCACCUGCUGUCAUCGAUUGAUCCGCUGCUACAGCUGUACAACCGAGUAAUGGUGUCGGAUGCUGCUCUGGCUCUGCAGCCAGAGGACGAGCUCCAGAUCGUGGAAGCACUCAGUGUGGUGGUGAGUGUGCUACCACCAGACCAGUGCCCCAAGGCAGUCUCCGCGCUGUUGCAGCCUCUCACUGCAGCACUUCAGCAAGUGGUGACAGCAGCAGCGCAGGCACCAGGAGGGCCUGCAUCCAUGCCAGCAGCGCAAUACGUGGUGCAUAUAGACAGAAUCGCCAACAUUUUUAGAUACGUCAGUCAGAAUCAGCCUUUAGCAGACGCGUUUCAACAACUAUGGCCUCUCUUCCAGGCUGUCUUCGCUCAAAAGCCCACAGACAUGCGAGUCAUGGAAAGGCUAUGUCGAGCAUGCAAAUACGCGAUCCGGGGAGGGAAAACGGCCAUGGCGCCAGUGCUAGCGCCUCUCCUGCAGGAGUUGCAGGUGCAAUACGAGCAGCACCAGCAACCAUGCCUGCUAUACGUGGCCAGUGAAAUCAUCAAGGUGUUUGGUUCAGAUGUCAACUGUGCAGCGUACCUGCAGCAGCUCAUCGCAGUGCUAUUCGCCCGCACCACCGCCUCCCUGCAAUCCCUUGAUGACUUCACGUUGAAACCGGACGUGGCAGACGACUGCUUCCUUCUCGCGUCACGCUGCAUGCGGUACUGCGGGCAUCUGUUCGUGCCCACGCCGGCCUUCCUCGCGGUGCUCGACAGCGCCCUUGCAGGCCUGCUCGUGCAGCACAGGGAGGCAUGCAAGUCAGUCCUCAGUUUCCUCAAGGACGUGCUAGACUUCCCGUUCUCGGAGCGCGGCCGACCCUUCCGCGCCAACAUAGAGGCCGCCGUGGGCCCGCGUGGCCCCACUCUCUGCCGCCUGCUGCUCGCCGCUGCCACUGGCGGGCUGCCCGAGUCUCGCAAUGAUGAGGGGCCCACGCACUGCCGCCUGCUGCUCGCCGCUGCUACUGGCGGCCUGUGCGAGUCUGGCAAUGGGCGCACGCUUUGCUGGUGGCUGAUGCUCAAAAUGUCCCGUUUGUUAUUCUGCUUGCAGGUGGUUGAUCUCCUGGUGGCGUUGCAAGUGUGUUGUGGGGGGAAUGUCUUGCAAUGGCUGCAAGCCAUUCUCGACGCCAUCCCUGCUGCUGCUGCCUCGCAUGCCGAGAGGAUGGCUCUACUGCAGGCGAUUGUAGCAGCUGGCAAUGCAUCAACACCACGCGACGCCACCAAUCAUGUGCUGCCAGCUGUGGACGAUUUGUCAGGCUCUUGUCGGCGGUCAAAGCGCGUGCUAGAUGCAGUGCAGCAGGCUCUGCUAGGGGGUAAGGUCGCUGGGAGGUGA
Molecule: messenger RNA, 3102 nt
Organism: Closterium sp. Naga37s-1
Lineage: Eukaryota; Viridiplantae; Streptophyta; Zygnematophyceae; Desmidiales; Closteriaceae
Source: the annotation of a GenBank genome assembly